Messenger RNA from Soboliphyme baturini, 705 nucleotides. The record is from the annotation of a GenBank genome assembly. NCBI's taxonomy places the organism in Eukaryota, Metazoa, Nematoda, Enoplea, Dioctophymatida, Soboliphymatidae.
AUGCAGCGAGGCCAGUUCACCAUCGACCACAUCCUCAAAGAAGGAGAGGCAGAAGCCACCGAUACGCCGCCGAUCUCGCUGUUCCCUCGACAGACUCCAGUAUCUCCAAACGUUUUGAUGAUCAGCAAUCAGCAGGGCGUGCUGAACGCACCGUUUCCCAACGCGUUCAUGGAUCCUGCGUUGUUGGCGCCGUCUUACCCAAACUGCUUGCUGACGCUACCCUCCGCCUCCAGUCUGCAGAUACAGAUAGCCCCGCCAGUAUACAAGUCAUACUACCGCCGGAGAAAGAACAGCGGAGAAGUGAGAAAGUCACGACAGGCGUAUACAAAGCAACAGUUGCAGAAACUGGAGGAUGCUUUUAAGAGUCUGGUCAUUUUUGCUUGGCAAGCUUUUACGUUGAGUGUUGAGUUUCCUCCUCAUCAUCCCCGUGUUCGCACUUGCGCAAAGGACAAAUAUCUGAACGCCACCAAACGGCAGGAAUUAUCGACGCAUCUGAAUUUGACGGAAACGCAGAUCAAAACUUGGUUUCAGAACAGGAGGACGAAGUGGAAAAAGCAAAUGUCCACCUAUUUUCGCAGUCACUACUUCGAAAUGAUGCGCAGGACCUCGCCACUUUACGGCAGAGCGCCAUUGACCGACUUGUACAUGAUGACGAUGAACGCAUUUUCAUCCGUACCCGGGUCGAAUGGAAACAACUUUGCCUGA